UAUGCCGGGAAGGGGCCUGGGGGGGAGCUUAUGCGCAGGCGCGUGCCGCCUAAAUCUGCCCAGGAACGGUGGAAAGUUCUCUUUUCCGUCUCAGACAUGGGCACACCGCAGAAGGAUGUUGUUAUCAAGUCAGAUGCACCUGACACGCUAUUGUUAGAGAAGCAUGCAGAUUAUAUCGCGUCCUAUGGCUCCAAGAAAGAUGAUUAUGAAUACUGUAUGUCUGAGUAUUUGAGAAUGAGUGGUAUCUAUUGGGGUCUGACUGUAAUGGAUCUCAUGGGACAACUACAUCGGAUGAAUAGAGAAGAAAUUCUGACAUUCAUUAAGUCAUGUCAACAUGAGUGUGGUGGAAUAAGUGCCAGUAUUGGACAUGACCCUCAUCUUUUGUAUACUCUGAGUGCUGUCCAGAUUCUUACUCUGUAUGAUAGUAUUAAUGUUAUUGAUGUAAAUAAAGUUGUGGAAUAUGUUCAGAGUCUACAGAAAGAAGAUGGUUCUUUUGCUGGAGAUAUUUGGGGAGAAAUUGAUACAAGAUUCUCUUUCUGUGCAGUGGCAACCUUGGCCCUAUUGGGGAAGCUAGAUGCUAUUAAUGUGGAAAAGGCAAUCGAAUUUGUUUUAUCGUGUAUGAACUUUGAUGGUGGAUUUGGUUGCAGGCCAGGUUCUGAAUCCCAUGCUGGGCAGAUCUAUUGUUGCACAGGAUUUCUGGCUAUUACUAGCCAGUUGCAUCAAGUAAAUUCUGAUUUACUCGGUUGGUGGCUUUGUGAACGACAGUUGCCAUCAGGUGGACUCAAUGGAAGGCCAGAGAAGUUACCAGAUGUAUGCUAUUCAUGGUGGGUGUUGGCCUCCCUAAAGAUAAUUGGAAGGCUUCAUUGGAUUGAUAGAGAAAAACUUAGAAGUUUCAUUUUAGCAUGUCAAGAUGAAGAAACAGGAGGAUUUGCAGACCGACCAGGAGAUAUGGCAAAUCCUUUUCAUACUUUAUUUGGAAUUGCUGGAUUGUCACUUUUGGGAGAAGAACAGAUAAAACCUGUUAGUCCUGUUUUUUGCAUGCCUGAAGAAGUACUUCGGAGAGUGAAUGUUCAGCCUGAAUUAGUGAGCUAGACAUUGAUGGAGUUGUGAGACACUGCUUAGUAUAUGUAGUUUUGCCAUCUUAACAUUCCUGUAAAGUGCUUAACAAACUUAAAAAUGACUACUGUGUUACUAUUUUGUAUAUGAAUUGUAUUAAUUUUAAUAAAUUAUGUAAUUAUGCAUAAUGUAAAAUAAAGAUCUUUAUCUUCAGCUUUA
Molecule: messenger RNA, 1275 nt
Organism: Mustela lutreola (European mink)
Lineage: Eukaryota; Metazoa; Chordata; Mammalia; Carnivora; Mustelidae
Gene: RABGGTB
Product: Rab geranylgeranyltransferase subunit beta
Exons: 9
Coding region: 31-1092 (353 amino acids)
Biological process (GO): protein geranylgeranylation
Cellular component (GO): Rab-protein geranylgeranyltransferase complex
Molecular function (GO): Rab geranylgeranyltransferase activity
Source: RefSeq, a predicted model, not a curated record